GGAAGUGGGGGAAGACUGCGAAUGGAAGAGAGGAGGCAGGCCGCUGAACGGAAGUCGUGCGGCUGAGGGGAAGCGAAGCGGCUUCGAGUGACGGAGCGAGGAGGAUGAACAACAAAUUCGACGCGACAUAUAGUCCCCCUUGUCAUUCUCAAAGUCCUGUUAGUUUGAAGGAUGACGACAGUGGCGAUCAUGACCAGAAUGAAGAGAACAGCACACAGAAAGAUGGUGAGAAGGAAAAAAACGAUAAAGACAAACCCCAAAACAGCACCAAGAGGAAGGCUAACUCUGUUCACUGCCAGAAGUUCAGUCCUGACCAGCUCAAGGUUAACUCAGCCUUCCAUCCUUUCAAGGCUGCGGUUCCAGGACCGGCUGAGCACCCUCUGCAGUAUAACUACACCUUCUGGUACUCCAGACGGACACCGGGAAGACCCACCAGCUCUCAGAGUUACGAACAGAACAUCAAGCAAAUUGGCACCUUUGCCUCUGACGAUGCCAACAAGAACGGGGGCAAGUGGAUUAUCCGCCUGCGAAAGGGCCUCGCAUCUCGGUGCUGGGAGAACCUCAUUCUGGCCAUGCUGGGAGAACAAUUUAUGGUGGGGGAAGAAAUCUGCGGGGCCGUCGUCUCCGUCCGUUUCCAGGAGGACAUCAUCUCCAUAUGGAACAAGACGGCCAGCGACCAGGCCACCACAGCCCGGAUCAGGGACACCUUACGACGAGUCCUCAACCUUCCCCCCAACACCAUCAUGGAGUACAAAACGCACACGGACAGCAUCAAGGAUAACUCCAGCUUCCGAAACACCAAGAUUACAUUGUGACAAGGAAGUGAGGAUGCACUACCAACCAGCUCCUCCUCGGUCCGGCCUGGAGACGGAGGGAAGGCGCCUCCCUCGACGCCCUGCAGUCAAAGUUUGUGGGACGGCCUGGACCCUUGACCCUUCAAGACGUCCUUUACACCCGUGUCAAAGACUGACCUUCCGGCAGACUAGGGACCUGCCAGGCCGAGCAGGGAAACUGUCCUCGGCGUUCCUCGGGAUCCUUCCCACCCGGCUUCUCUCCGGGCAGCUCCUCUUGUUAAGGGCCCACGUCUGCCCGGAGGGUUUCCAGUAUUAUGAGGGUCUCUGCUGCGGCAGAGGCUGUCGGAGAAUUGGCACCCCUUCCUCUGCCAAUAAACCAUUAGGCUCCUACUUGGUGGUGGUCCUCCUCCUCCUUGCGUCUUGUUUAUGAAAUGGGGGGUGUGGG
Molecule: messenger RNA, 1239 nt
Organism: Pantherophis guttatus
Lineage: Eukaryota; Metazoa; Chordata; Lepidosauria; Squamata; Colubridae
Gene: EIF4E2
Product: eukaryotic translation initiation factor 4E family member 2
Biological process (GO): translational initiation
Cellular component (GO): cytoplasm; eukaryotic translation initiation factor 4F complex
Molecular function (GO): translation initiation factor activity; RNA 7-methylguanosine cap binding
Source: RefSeq, a predicted model, not a curated record